This is a messenger RNA of Paramuricea clavata, 613 nucleotides long. Lineage: Eukaryota; Metazoa; Cnidaria; Anthozoa; Malacalcyonacea; Plexauridae. The record is from the annotation of a GenBank genome assembly.
AUGUCUUUUUACUACAGUAUAUUCCUAAUAGGUGAAGUGCUCAAACGACGGUGGAAGAACCUUCGAGAUGGAAUGAUGCGAUGCCUGAAGAAAACAAACGUGGGGCAAAAGUCUGAUGCAGGUGCUUCAAAAAUGCCAACAUGUAAGCUAUUUGACCAACUUUUCUUUCUACGUGAUUGUGUAUCAAACCGAGAAACAACUAGUAAUAUCACCUUGCCAAGUGCAAGCCCAGUUAAUGAUUCAAUAUGUGAAGACAGUCCAAAUCAUAAUAUCCCACCAUCCACAGAAGCAUCAACACCAAAAGAAAAAAUUUCAACACCAGAUGAGAAAGCAGCAAAACGAAAAUUAGACCUUCAAGAUAGUGGAACUAAGAAUAAACCUUAUGGUCGUAUAAGCAAACGUGCUGAUAAACAGGAUAAAAUGACUUAUAGCUUGUAAGUCAAAAACCGAAGACCAAACUAAAGAAAAUAGCGAAAGCUCGAAAAGUUCAAACCAGCUGUUUUGUGAUAGCAUUGUUGAAAUACUGGACAAACUACCACCAAAGAAAAACGGGAUGGCAAGAGUGGAAAUACAGCAAGUUCUGAUGAAACAUGAGUUUGAUAUUGAUGACUGA